AUGGCGGUUGGACAUGCACAAAAUCACCAAGGUAAAAGAAUCGACAGUAUUAUCGAUCAUCAAAAUCAAAUUAAAGAUUCUAUAGAAGCCUUCUUCUACAAACCAAAAUCAAUCAAACAUAUACGUUCUAUAUGGCAACAAAAGAUUGACGGCAAAGUAGAAAAACAGGACAAGAAGGAACUGGAUAUUUUAGAGAUUGUAGAGAAAAAGAUGAACUUAUACCUUCUUAUUGUGGUGAUCCUAGCUGUACGUGGGGUCAUCAUCUCCGACUUCAUGUCCAGAAAUCCAACUUACGACAACAGGGCAACUCUAUCAACCAAUAUUAUAUCAACACUUAUUUUCAGAAGUUCCCUGCACUGUGCAUCUCAUUGUACAAGAAAUGACGAGUGUAAAUCCAUCAUGUUUAACAUGGACACUCAUUCUUGCCAACUUCUAUCCGUUCACAUGUCAGACACAGGGCCACAAACGUACACUGGAUGGCUGUAUUAUGAGAAAAAAUUUGAUUGUUCAAUCUGGCACCAACGUUUAGGUCACUGGUAUAUAUUGGAUACCAACGAGAGAACAUUCAAUGAUUCUCGGUCGUUUUGUGCUAGUCUGUCCCCACCGUCUUACGUCAUUGAAGUGAACUCCCAAGCUGAGAAUGACUGGCUCACUGAGUUAACCUUGUCCCAUUGUGGAAUGGAUACUUUCUUCUGGCUGAACGGAUACGAUACGGAUAAUUCCGGUACGUUUACGUGGAUUAAGAGUCAAACUCCGACAAACUACACCAACUGGUACACAGCUCAACCGAAUGAUAAUCUUGGAACCGGCUCUGAAAAAUGUAUUGCAUCAGGUACCGGAUAUUUUGAAGGAUGGCAUGAUAUGCCAUGCUCAUGGACGUUUCCGGUUGUUUGUGAAAGGGAUUUAUAG
Messenger RNA from Magallana angulata, 909 nucleotides. RefSeq lists its product as uncharacterized. The record is from RefSeq and is a predicted model, not a curated record. The coding region runs from base 1 to 909 and encodes 302 amino acids. Gene Ontology annotation, biological process: biological process involved in interspecies interaction between organisms. Gene Ontology annotation, molecular function: carbohydrate binding. Lineage: Eukaryota; Metazoa; Mollusca; Bivalvia; Ostreida; Ostreidae. The transcript is spliced from 6 exons. Gene Ontology annotation, cellular component: external side of plasma membrane.